Messenger RNA from Stegodyphus dumicola, 2536 nucleotides. RefSeq lists its product as uncharacterized. Lineage: Eukaryota; Metazoa; Arthropoda; Arachnida; Araneae; Eresidae. Gene Ontology annotation, biological process: transcription by RNA polymerase II. Gene Ontology annotation, molecular function: transcription coactivator activity; protein heterodimerization activity. The record is from RefSeq and is a predicted model, not a curated record.
UUCCUGGAGGUAAAGCUGAAAAGUUCAAAGUCUGGCUAUUGGAAGAUAAUGUCACACCAUUGUUACCAACCAAACUAGCUGUGGAAAUUAUUAACUUUUUGGCUCGAGAAACUGUGGCUCAGAUUGUUGAUUUAUCAUUGGAAGUAAAGAAACAGGCGUUUUCAUGUUCUCUUGCUGCAGUGUCUAACUUUAGUAAGAGUAUUGAAGAAUCAUUUGAGGAUACUGAUGGGGAGGACUUUCAGGAUAUUAAUGGAGAAGAAAGUGAUGAUAGUCCUGUUACAGAUAGUAUGUAUCUGAAAUCAGAGGCUCCUCAUGGUAUUAAAACUAAGGUUAGAGAUUCAGGAAUUAUUGAUAUGGCUGAUGGUGAAAGCGACUCGUCUUCUGAAUGCGAACUUCAGGAAGAUGAAGAUAAUGAAUAUGAUGGAAAUUCUGAUACCGAAAGCUCAUCUGAUGAAGAGAAUUCUAACAAAGGUAGUUCAGAUGAAUCAUCUGACGAGCUGUCUGACAAUCAUGUGACUGAUGAUGGUGAAACUGAAUCUGAAAAUAGCAGCUCUGAUAAUGAAGGUGCUGUCGAUGAUGAGAACAUAAUCGGGAAUAAAAAUGUGUCUGAAGAUGAAGAUAUGUCUGAUGCUGAAAAUAUGUCUGAUAAUGAUGAGGAUAAUGCAUCCAAUGAUGAAGAAAUGGCUGGAAUUGAAAAUGUACCCAAUAUUGAUGAGGAUAGUGCAUCUAGUAAUGAAGACAUAGCUGAUUUUGAAAAUGUACCCGAUAAAGAUGAGAAUAAUGCAUUCUGUGACGAAGACAUAGCUGGUACUGAAAAUGUACAUCAUAAUGAUGAGGAUAAUGCAUUCUGUAAUGGAGACAUAGCUGAUGUUGAAAAUGUACUUGAUAAUGCAUCCAAUGUUGAAGACAUAGCUGACGCUGAAAAUGUGCCCGACAAUGAUGAGGAUAAUGCAUCCAAUGAUGAAGACAUAGCUGGUGCUGGAAAUGUACUUUAUUACGAUAAUGCAUUCAAUGAUGAAGACAUAGCUGGUGCUGAAAAUGUACUUUAUGACGAUAAUGCAUUCAAUGAUGAAGACAUAGCUGGUGCUGAAAAUAUACUUGAUAAUGAAAACGAUAAUGCAUCCAAUGAUGAAGACAUAGCUGAUGCUGAAAAUGGAUCUGGUGAUGAAAAUAAUGAAUCUAGUGAUGAAAAUAUAUCCAAUGAUGAAGCCGCUUCUAGUUCCGAAAAUUCAGAAUCAUAUGAAGAAGAAUGCGAUUCUGAGGAGGAAGAGGCUGUCGAAGAAAAUAAAGAAGGUUCUGAUGAAAACGAAUGCGAAGAUAGUUCUGAUGAAAAAUCUGAAGAUACUAGUGAAGAUUCUAUGAAUGAAUCUGAAGAAGAUUCAACGGAAAGCUCUGACUCAUCUCAAAAUAAUUCAAAAGAAAAUUCACCUGAAGCAAAAAUAUCAGACGAAGAUUUCGAUAAUAAAGGAGAAUCUUCGUGCCUUGUUCAGAAAGAGAAUGUUACUGGCAAAGAAAAAUCUCCGGAGGCAGAAGAUUUUCAUAAAACAUCUGUUGUGCCCGAGUCAGAUGAAGUAUGUCAGAAAGAAGAUUCACACCAUUUGACUAAAACAGACUAUAUUUUUUCUCUAAAUGAACCUGGCAUUAGUGACAUUUCAGAUGCUGAGUGUCCAGAUGCAAGUCAGAAGUUAGAUGUCCAAGACAAACAAGCUUGUGGUACAUGGACUGAGAUGAGUAAUAUCCAGGAAGAAAUUCCUGUUGGAACCACUCUCCAUGGACCUUCUGACUUGAAUAUAGCUGUCACAUAUGAAGAACCAUCUAUGGAAGUCGUUAGUACAUCACAUUUUGCCACGGAAGACACUGAGAAAGUUCCUGACUUUCAGGGUACGGCAACUGGGAAAUCCCUGUACGAGACAAUAGAAGACUUUGAAUCUCAGCCAUAUGGUGAUGAUGAAGGACAAUCUAUUCUAGUAAAACCUAUUGACGUGGAUGCUGUGUAUGAAGAGGAGAUUCAUCCAAGUAACUCAACCUAUAUCCCUAGUGCUUCCGCAGCAAAUGAAACUUACGAAGAGAUGGACGCAUCGCAGUCAGAUAGUAGUGCUAAUGCUUCCUCGUCAGCCUCAGAACCACUGGAAGAGGAUACUGACUCAGAUCCAGUUCCUUCUCCACAGACUUUCUAUAGGCAGUCAUUCAAACCCUAUCCAUUUACGCCUUCGAAGUUCCCCACUCCAGUUUUUUCACACGAUCCUGAACUUGAUCUUGAUACUUGUUCUCUUGAAGAACAGCUCUGUCGACAGGACCUACCAGAUCUGGAGCCGUAUGAAAGGGAACCUAUUACUCCUUAUGAUAUCGAAGAAGCCCUACGGCGUUUUCAUAUGCCUGUACAGCCAGCUUUGUUUUUUAAGAUGAAUCCGCAUUGCAAAGAUAACGAACGUUUGCUGUUUUGCUGAAAAAUGUAUUUACCUAUUAAUAACUCAUUGUAUAACAUCAUAAAGCUGUGCAUACUGUAAAAAAACAUUGUAUAAAUAAUUUUUUCGUA